Hibiscus syriacus is the source of this 309-nucleotide messenger RNA. Its product is annotated as prophenin and tritrpticin precursor-like. Lineage: Eukaryota; Viridiplantae; Streptophyta; Magnoliopsida; Malvales; Malvaceae. The transcript has a single exon. The record is from RefSeq and is a predicted model, not a curated record. Bases 1 to 309 code for a protein of 102 amino acids.
AUGGCUAAUUCUCAUCGUCUCCUUAUUUUAGCUAUUUUCAUUGCACUGUCGAUGUCGUUUUCGGCCAUGGAUGUAGCUCAGGCUCGCCGUCUUUUGCAGGCGGUAACCACCACAGCGCCACCAGUAUUUCCAAAUGUGCCUCCGGGACCGUUCCGUGGCUUCCCAUUCCCUCCUUUCAACGGACCUUACCCGGAGUAUAGGUUGCCGCCAUUUCCGGGCAUUUCAAAUGUUCCUCCUUCAGCUCCUGGCUUUCCCGGCUCUUUCCCGAUAUUCCCCGCUCCGCCAACGUUUCCCAACCCUUCCCCUUGA